CAGCGUGAGUGUAUCAGUGUUCACAUUGGUCAGGCUGGUGUCCAGAUCGGUAACUCUUGUUGGGAGCUGUAUUGUCUGGAACAUGGCAUUCAGGUACGGUUGAUGGGAUCAGCUACGUUUUCUUAAAAUUAAUGAUUGUCUUAUAAGAUAAACAUAUAGUACCGGUAUAUUUUUUGCAUAAAACUUAAAACAGCCGAAAGGACAAAUUCCCUCUUACAUUUACCCCCCCCCCCCCCCAGGAAACUAAAUCCGCCACUCAUUCAACUUCCCUAGUUAAACUAGUUUACUCUAUGAAUGCUCUUGCUGUUAUAUAACAUGUUCGUUGUAUAUGUUCUAUGAGAAACGUUACUGUGCCAGAAUUAUAGCGUUACUUUUCAUUUUAAAAAGCAAUGUUUUAAGUCAUUUGAUUUUUUUUAUAGAUCCAUCAAGGAAAAUGUAAAGGCAGUGAAUUAUUUGAGUAAGACAUUCUCUAUUAACAUUAUCACUAACUAACAUCAUACACCACAAAACCAUGUACUCGGUACUGUGGAGUUAAUGAGUCCAAGGUUCGGUACUGUGGAGUUAAUGAGUCCAAUAUACGUUACUGUGGAGUUAAUGAGUCCAAUGUACGGUACUGUGGAGUUAAUGAGUCCAAUGUACGGUACUGUGGAGUUAAUGAGUCCAAUAUACGGUACUGUGGAGUUAAUGAGUCCAAUAUACGAUACUGUGGAGUUAAUGAGUCCAAUAUACGGUACUGUGGAGUUAAUGAGUCCAAUAUACGGUACUGUGGAGUUAAUGAGUCCAAUGUAUGGUACUGUGGGGUUAAUGAGUCCAAUAUACGGUACUGUGGAGUUAAUGAGUCCAAUGUACGGUACUGUGGGGUUAAUGAGUCCAAUGUACGGUACUGUGGGGUUAAUGAGUCCAAUGUACGGUACUGACAAAGGUCCUCAAUUCCACAGCCUGACGGCCAAAUGCCGUCUGACAAGACCAUCGGUGGGGGCGACGACUCUUUCAACACUUUCUUUAGUGAGACAGGGGCGGGCAAGCACGUACCAAGGGCCGUCUUUGUGGAUUUGGAACCUACAGUUGUU
Lymnaea stagnalis (great pond snail) is the source of this 1070-nucleotide messenger RNA. The record is from the annotation of a GenBank genome assembly. Lineage: Eukaryota; Metazoa; Mollusca; Gastropoda; Lymnaeidae.